This is a messenger RNA of Plectropomus leopardus (leopard coralgrouper), 1147 nucleotides long. RefSeq names its product POU class 2 homeobox associating factor 3 (gene pou2af3). Gene Ontology annotation, molecular function: POU domain binding; DNA binding. Lineage: Eukaryota; Metazoa; Chordata; Actinopteri; Perciformes; Serranidae. The record is from RefSeq and is a predicted model, not a curated record.
CAGAAAAGGACGUUGUGGAGUCCCACAGGUCUUCUCCAGGGAGCCUCUCUUCAUCUCUUUCCAUCAUGUCUGUUAAGCCGAGGGUGUACCAGGGCGUCCGAGUGAAGACCACGGUCAAAGAGCUGCUGCAGAGGCACCGAGCCCGCGAGGCCAACCGUAAAAAAGUCAAAACGAUAUACCAGUCUGGCUCCGAUCUUCAGGAUCUCUCCCCUCUUACAAGUCGCUAUGUGGACCCUCCUCCCGCCAUUACCCCAGCGGACACGAGCAGCUGUCCAGCGCGUGCCUUCCAGCUGCGCGCCGUCCAGUUCCCCGUCCCUGACAGCUCGUGCAACUCCCUGAUGCAGGAGUGCACCUUUAACGACAUCCAGGAGCAUUUCGGGGACAUGAUGUUGCCCAGCAACGGCUACAGUGGCAACAACAACAACAAUAACAACAACAACACUGGCAGCAGCUACAGCCCCUCCCUGCCUCCCCAUCCCAGCUUCCAGCUGCCGUGGUGCCCUGGACUCUCCUCUGAUGCGGACUACUAUGGCCCUGGGAUGGCUCCCUGCUCCUCGCCAGAGUCGCUGAAGCUCUGCAACCCCAUGGAUCCCAACAGUUACUCGCCGCAGGACUCGUUCUCCUCCUCCUCCUCCUCCUGCUACGACUCACCCACCAGGAUGGAGUCCAGCUACCACAGCUUCACCUCCGAGCACUACCACUAUCAGCACUGCGACCUCCAGGACUGCCGCUGCCUGUCCCACUGUUGGCCGGGCCAACAGGAGAGCUUCUCUGCCCCCGAAUAUGCACCUUACUACAACCCCACAGACUAUUCAUACGCCUGUCCUGUGGAAGAGAACUAUUUAAGGAGGGAUUUGCAGAUGAGCUCUGAAAUGUGUUACAAUAUACUAUGAUGAGACCUUCAACAGUAUUGUUUUGUCUUCCGACUGUAAAUAUUCUGUCCAAAUAGUCAGUGAGGCUGUUUGCUUGACUGGUGGACUUUGCAUUUCGCUGUGUGCUCUGACUGGCUUUUGCUUCGGUGGAAUGAUGAAUGCUGAAUGGAUGGAAAGGCUGAUAUUUUUGUACCAAUGACCCUUAUUUUACUACCAAGAUUUAUUUUCAUACAUAUAACUUGUUGUGGUAAAUAAAAAAUGUGUUGUUAAAUGAA